Molecule: messenger RNA, 1517 nt
Organism: Pseudomyrmex gracilis
Lineage: Eukaryota; Metazoa; Arthropoda; Insecta; Hymenoptera; Formicidae
Gene: shd
Product: ecdysone 20-monooxygenase
Exons: 9
Coding region: 81-1442 (453 amino acids)
Molecular function (GO): heme binding; iron ion binding; monooxygenase activity
Source: RefSeq, a predicted model, not a curated record
CACGGGGUGCUGCUCUUCUCGCUCUCACGGCGUUUGAAAUUUUCACGCAAUACAAUAUAAAUUUUAUUAUAUAUAUCGAGAUGCUGUUAGAUAAGAUGACUUUUACCACGAUGGCGACGACCAUGAUAACACACUUCAAGCACGGAUUUGACUGGAGGAUGUUGCUGUCCGGAGCGUGGUUCGAGACGAUCGCGGCGGCGCUUCUCGCGAUUCUUGUGCUGGCCACAGGUUACCGACCGCCCUGGUGGUUCUGGACCAGAAAUCACAACACAAACGCCGAUGCCGGUGAUAAUGGGAACCGGAAGUUCAAGUCGGGACGCGACGUGCCGGGACCUUUGGCCCUGCCGAUUUUCGGCACCAGAUGGAUCUUCUCCCGCUUCGGUCACUACAGCAUGAACAAGAUACACGAGGCAUACAAAGAUCUGAAUCGGCAAUACGGACCGUUGUGCAAGGAGGAGGCGCUUUGGAAUUGCCUCGUGGUAUCCGUGUUCUCCCGUCGCGACAUUGAGGCUGUCCUGAAGCGAGGCUCGCGUUACCCGCUUCGUCCUCCGCAGGAGGUCAUAUCCCACUACCGGCGCUCCCGGCGCGAUCGUUACACCAACCUUGGUCUGGUCAAUGAACAAGGCGCGACAUGGCAGAAGCUACGAUCCGCAUUAACGCCGGAACUCACCGGUGCCAGUACCGUGUUCGGUUUCUUUCCGGCGUUGAAUAUUGUAACCGACGGAUUCAUCGAGUUGAUCCGCAAACGUCGAUCCGGCUCAACAACCGUGGCUGGUUUCGAGGAACUCGCUUACAAAAUGGGACUCGAGAGUACGUGCACGCUGAUCCUGGGACGUCAUCUAGGUUUCUUGAAGCCAGAUUCCAGCAGCACGCUCACAAUAAGACUGGCGGAAGCGGUCAGGAUUCACUUCACGGCCUCGCGCGACGCCUUUUACGGCCUGCCGCUUUGGAAACUUCUGCCGACAUCCGCGUACAAGCAGCUAAUAGAGAGCGAGGACGCUAUAUAUAAGUACGUAUUUGUGUACGUUAUAUAUUUCAGACUCAUGCCCACGACGCCUUGCAUAGCUCGCAUAUUAGACGAGCCAAUAGAACUGGGAGGGUAUCGUCUCGAUCCUGGGACAGUUGUGUUAUUGCAUACUUGGAUAGCAGGAAUGAGCAAGGAGAAUUUCAAAGACGCGUCCGAGUGCAUGCCGGAAAGAUGGUUGAAACCCACGCUGCCUCACUCGCCCCUGUUGGUAGCUCCUUUCGGGGCUGGUAGAAGAAUAUGUCCGGGAAAACGUUUCGUCGAACUCGCUCUGCAGCUCAUUCUAGCGAAGAUCGCUCGGGAAUUCGAAAUAGUUGUCGAGGAAGAGCUCAGCUUGCAGUUCGAAUUUAUCUUGGCGCCGCAAAGUCCCGUGUCACUCGGAUUCCGGGAUCGUAUGUCGAAGGUCGAGGUGGCCUAAACGAUUUAAUCAGCGAAUGUUCGUUAAUUAAUGAGGCGAAUUAAGCAAAUCAAAUGAAAAAAAAAAAAAAAAAAA